Molecule: messenger RNA, 1158 nt
Organism: Linum tenue
Lineage: Eukaryota; Viridiplantae; Streptophyta; Magnoliopsida; Malpighiales; Linaceae
Source: the annotation of a GenBank genome assembly
AUGAUCGUAUGGGUUCAUCUCCCCGAGCUGAAAAUCCACUUUUACCACAAGGAGGUGUUGACGACGUUGGGUAACUUGAUCGGACGCACGAUCAAACUCGACUAUCUCACCCUCACCCAACAGAGGGCGAAAUUUGCACGGCUGGCAGUGGAAGUUGACCUUUCUAGGCCUCUCGUUCCAAGAAUUUGGCUGGACGAUGACUGGCAGCCAGUUGAAUACGAAAAUCUACCAGUUGUGUGCUUUGAGUGCGGAAAAAUUGGCCAUUCGUCGACAUCCUGCCCCCUGCUCCGACCUGCUUCUGUCCCGACGGUUGCUGGUAUCCCUGCCGACGGCUCCCAAGCUUCGCCGGAGGUUUCUCCGGAGGCUAACGCGGGCUUCGGCCCGUGGAUGCUAGUCACGCGUAAAGGUCGGCGGAAUCAGAGCGAGUCGAACAAUAAAGGAAAGGAGAGAGUUUCGGGGAACCCCAUUAAAGCCAAGGAGAAGGACCUGGGGAAUUCCCACCAUGAGAACGCGGAAAAAAAUGGAAAGGGUGCUCUGAAAAUCAGGGAUUCGGAAGCUUCCUUAUCGGUGGUGACGCAGCAGCCCUCGGCUCUCCUACAACGGUCUUCGGCCCAGAAUAGGAAAGACAAUGGGGGAAAGCGGUAUGGGGAAGAGAGAAGGAAUGGCAAGGAGGUUAUGAAUGAGGACGGGCCGCCCGUUGGAAGAGGCUUGCUGGGCCCUGGCCCAUCUAAGGGAUCUGCCACCAAGAAGGAUCAGCCCAAAUCGGAGGGCCUCUUGGCCUCGUCAUCCAGUACAAAGCAUCCGACACACCCCAUGUUACUUAGCAGGCCGAACGGGGAAUCUUCAUCUGGGCCCAGCGGGCAAGACAGCCCAAAGGCUCUGCUCCUCUCCCCUCCACCCACGCUGGUUUCCACAGGGCCGAACGGGACGGUUUUGCAAGUGAUCCAAGUUCCAUCCCAAAACGAGGAGCAGCAGCGCCGAGCUGACCAAUCCUCGCCGUCAACGGCCAACCGAACAAAAGGAAAGAAGAACUCCAAGGGGCGUUCGAAGAAGGGAUCGCCAGCGAAGCUGAAUCCGGUCCGCCCACUCCAGAUAUGGUCUCCGAUGAAAGAUAGGAAAGCCAAAUCGAAAUCGAGGAUGGCAUCUCUCACCCUUUAG